CCUUUUCCUCUUUCAUCAUACACUCUGAUUUUAACGCUUUGAGUCCACUUUCAAUUAUUCAACCCUUUAUGUUGUUGUCUCUGCAUGCAUGAUCCACCUUGUUUCGAACCAUUCGUAUUUUGAUUCUACCAGUGAUGUUUGACUGAUUCAAAUAAAGCAAAACCUAAAUCGUUGUUUGGUGUUGCAUGGUAUGGUGCUUGUGUCUGCUUUUUAUUUUACUUAGCCAGAUGUGCUUAUACUGAUCUUUUAAGAAUUUGUUGUCCAAAUUGGCUUGGGGAUGAUUAGGAGACAUGUUUCAAAUUGUUGUUGCCCUCGUGUCGCGAUUGUUGAUAUUGAGGUAUUCCAUCCCCAAAGGUAUUCCAGCGAUCAUGAUGUUCAUUGUCAGGUUGGUAAGCUAAUUAGUACAUUGAGUGCUGCCCACUUCGAUCUCCAUCUGAUGUUUUGAGUGUGAUAUCUCAAGAGUUGAUAUCUCUUGAUUGGCUUCUACUCACUUUCUCUGCAUACGAGCAUUUUCUUCUCUAAGGGCGUCCAUUUCUUCAACGUUGUGCUUCAUCAACUCUGUCAACUCAUUCUGAAGUUCUAACAGUAGAGUCAUCUUGUUGGUGUUGUUACUAGAUGGUUCUGGUACAGAUUGCUUGUCUUGGUUUUGGUUCGUCAUAUUCUUUGUGAACACCAUGCAGUCUAGGUAUGAUGCCAAAUGUUUUUACUGAGUCAAAAUAUAUUCAUAAGACACAUCCAGGAAACACUACUCAGCUAUCUUCUCAAUUUGAGAUAUAUUCAUUUAUCUUACUGCAAAGGUUGACAUAUUCAUUCUGUUCGUGCCCUCCAAUGUCUGAAUGAUUGGGUUGCCUACAAAGACACUCCGACACUCAAUGUUAUUUAUAGUACCUCUCUGGACUUUUACUUGGAUGGGCCUAGAUUAUGUGGGGCUGAGGUGCAUAUUCUUGUUAUGACUGAGAUAUUCAUGCAUGAUGUCGUCUUGAGUUGACGACAUUAUUUUGGCCUUAUACAACACACUAUCCCUCAAGCUCGAGAUAUCUUGGAUUUGAGUGUUAGUUUGCAAAGAAAAUUUCUUUCCUUUGGUUAUCUAACCUUGUAGUCACCUUCCUUGUUUUGCUUCAGAGCAAAUUCACAAUGGUAUAUGUAGCUACGGACCGUGAUGAGGCUCUUUGCCAACUCAAAUUUCAUUUGUAUCGUGCUUAGCAAACAAUGAAGAAAUAUGUUGAUGCUCGCAAGAGACAUGUUACUUAUUCUCUUGGAGAUUGGAUAAUUGUGAAGCUUUCUCCUCAUAGACAACAAUCUGUCUCUUAUGGGGUCAACCCCAAGCUGACUCCUUGUUACUAUGAAUACUUUCAGGUGCUGUCAUAUGGGGGAGGGUAGGCCAACAAACUUGAGCUUUCAUUUCAGACUUUGGUUGUAGUCAACUGAUUUUUCAUUUUUCACUGAUCAAAUGAUCAGUGAAGAGUUAUCCUGUGGAAGUCUCACGGGAAAUGGGAACUUCUAUUAAUGAGAAAUAUCCCAGUUUUUGCCUUGAAGACAUGGGAACUUUAAUACCCGGUUGUAUUUAUAGGAAUCUACCUUCUACGUGGGAUAAGCCUUUUUAGACAUCAACAGUAAUGGAACUAUAUGUCUUGACAUUCUAAAAGAACAAUGGAGCCCGACCCUAACGAUUUCUAUGGUCUGAUAUUGUGUUUCUUAAUGUUUUGUGAUUUCUCAUAACGGUUUUAGCAUUUGUCACUUACUGUGCAUAUCUAGCUGUAAUUUCUGUGUUACCAUAUCCUCUUAUUUUGACAUUCUACAUUGGAAUAAUAUGUAUUUCUGGCAUAUUAUUCCUCGUGGCUACAAAGUUCAUAAACACAAACCUUUUUACGGCCCUGUUUGGAAACAUUCAAGUAUGAACAUUUUUUUAGCAGAGGAACUCCCAAAAUCACUUCUACUUAGGCUUUAAAUGUUAAGCAAUUGGAGAUUAUACUCAAAUCGAGGAAUGAGAUUAUUUUCAAUCAUAAAAAUUGUCUACAUGUACUGUACCUUGUUUAGCUUUCAUUGAUAUGUGAAACUGUUGUUUCAAAACUUGAAAAAACUGACAUCCACUAUUAUAGGUUCUUUUGUCUAUUUGCUCACUGUUGACUGAUCUCAACCCUGAUUACUCGCUUAUGCCUGAAAUUGCACACACAUGUACAAAGCUGACAGUGCUAAGUAUGAAGCCACUGCUCCCAGUUGGACACAGAAAUAUGCUAUGGAUGAUCAUGCUCCUCCUCUAGCAGCUCAAUCAUGUUCUGAGGAAACAAAAGAUACUUUUCGUGAAAUAUUGUCUUUACUUGUCGGUGAAAGUGAACCAUGAAACAUGCCUGCUGGAAACCACUCGCUAUGCUGCUGCACGACAGAGACAGGUUCAAGGUGAGGUCACCACAAGUAGCUUCGAUUGAAGUCAAUGGUACUGUUAAUUAAGUAAUCCCGUUCAGCGGUGUCUGACAGAGAAUAGACAAAGUCUGCAAAAUAUUGUACUGAAAGAUAUUACUGCCAUCUGCAAAGUCAUCAUGGUUGGAUUAGCCCAAUGCUCAACGGUAUACCAUACUUUCCACUACUCACCCGUUUCUUCCUUUUUCUUUUAUUCUUCUUUUAUUCACGCUAUGCCACGCUUUAAAAACAAACUAUAAAAAGUCACGUCAAGUUCGCAGUUUCAAGGUUUUGCUUCGCCUCCUUCUACCUCCCUUUCUUCUCUAAUCACCUAAUUACAAAAUUCCACCAUCCAUGGUAAACAUUCAAGAAACAUGUAAACAUAAUAUUAAAAUGCAGACUAUUAAGCUCGUUUUGAAUAAUAGAUUGGUCCCUGAAUUAAAGGGACAAAAAUUGAAAAUGCUUUUGAUAAUAAAGUGAGAUUAUAGUUUAGUUAAGAGAAAUGGACAGAUAAAAUAGAUUUUGGUGGCAAAAGGAUUUUUAUGUUGCCGACAGCGACAUGAAUGUAGACACAAACACACACCCACUAAGACCCUCACUCACUCCAUUUUCCCUCGAAUCUUCUCUCUCUAUCUGCUUCAAUCCUCUCUAUACCUUCACGAGAAAAAUAUUUGGUUGAUCCUCCAAUGGGGACACACCCCGUGCUGCACCAUAAAUACCCUUUAAUCCUACUUCACUCACCUUGCUUUCUUCUCUCUACACUCUUCGCCUCUUUCCCGCCCACCUCUCUAACAACAUCUUCUCUCUCUCUCUCUCUAUCUAUCUUCCUUACCCUUUGGAAUAACCACCCAAAACCUCCCUCUUUCCUUUUUCACUCUUCCUUCAUGCAAUUAAAACCAUCGCCUUUUCCAUUUCAUCAUGUCCCUCCAACCAACCAUGAAUCUCUCCCACCCCUUCAACCCACCAACUUCAAGCUCUAAUUUUUACACCCACCCACCAUGCAAACCCUCCAAAAACCCCCAACCACCGCACAAGAAGCUCCUCCGUGUCAUCCUCACAGACCACGACGCCACCGACUCCGAAUCCUCCGGCGACGACGAAGGCCCCAAAAACCCAUCUAAACACAAAAAAGUGAAAAGAGAAAUCACCCACAUCACUAUAAACUUGCCCUUUAUCCCGGAACCCCCAAUGGUAACCCCUUCUUUUUCCACUCACCCCACCCCUUUAACCCGACCCGAGAAGCGGCCCGCCGCCCCACGCCGCCGGAGCAAGUUCCGUGGUGUCCGGCAGAGGCCAUGGGGACGAUGGACAGCCGAGAUCCGCGACCCGACCCAAAGAAAACGGGUCUGGCUCGGCACCUUCGACACGGCAGAGGAAGCCGCCGCCGUGUACGACGAGGCCGCCGUGAAUCUCAAGGGGCCUGACGCCGUCACCAACUUCCCCCUCGCCGCUACCGGAAAAAGAGAACUCCACGUUUCGCCCCCGGAGGCGGCCUGCUCCGGCGACGGUUUCUCGUCGCCGACGUCUGUCCUCACAUACUGCGACGGGGACUCCUCGCCUUUCGGUGGUUUCCGUUACGGCGAGGUCGAUGCAUUCGGGUUCGACAUCGACGCGCCGUUUAGUCUUACUGAUGUUAACAUGGGCGUGCUGAAUCAGCGCUACGCGAAGGAAGAGUUCGGCGAGUUUGACCCGGACGAGUUCCUGACGUGGCCAAAUUAAGAGUCAUUUCCUCCUUUUGCGAAAAACUCAGGGACUGUCUAGUAAUUGUACUAAGAUUUUGUCGUGCUCGGUCUUGUAUUUCGUAGAAUUCCGAAACUACCCUCGGGACUAAGUUUUUGUGCAGCUUAGAAGAGUGAAGAGUGCUAGAACGAUAGAAGUGAGCAUUUUGGUAAUCUACUUAGAGAAUUUUGUCCUAUGCUAAUUUGUGUAAUUAAUUUCAAUGUCAUGAAAAAAAAAAAAAAAGAUAAAGAGUGAGUAUAUAUGAUGGAAAAUAUUAAAAAAGGUCUCUAUUCUCGUUUCUUAUAUAUAUUUAUAA
Messenger RNA from Vigna radiata var. radiata (mung bean), 4432 nucleotides. RefSeq names its product pathogenesis-related genes transcriptional activator PTI6. The transcript is spliced from 4 exons. Gene Ontology annotation, molecular function: DNA binding; DNA-binding transcription factor activity. The record is from RefSeq and is a predicted model, not a curated record. Bases 3316 to 4116 code for a protein of 266 amino acids. NCBI's taxonomy places the organism in Eukaryota, Viridiplantae, Streptophyta, Magnoliopsida, Fabales, Fabaceae. Gene Ontology annotation, biological process: regulation of DNA-templated transcription.